ACUCGUAACGCCCAUCACUACUGUAAAAGGUGAGCAGAUUUCGGACUUCCUCCAAAACCGGUCUAAACACCACCCUGGUAAAGACUAUCGUGUGUUAAAGGAGAAGGAUUACAACCAACCAUAACAUCUGGAAUGGCUUUUCAGUGGGAUGAUUUGAACCAAAUUGUGAACUCCCCGGACUCGCUGUCCAACCCUAGUCGAGGAACCAUUAAGGAUAAAGCGGGUUUCAAUGCAAAUGAAGACGCUGCUGCUCUGAGGAAGGCCAUCGAGGGAUUCGGCACCAAUGAGAAGGUUCUGAUCGAAAUCCUGACUAAGAGAAGCAGCGCUCAGCGUCAGCAGAUCUGUAAAGCGUACAGGGACGCAACUGGAAAGUCUCUUGUGGACGCAAUAAAGGGAGACACUAAGGGACCCUUUGAGCACAUCCUGGUGGCUCUUGUUACCCCACCGGCGCAGUUCGACAUGCAAGAAAUUAAAAAGGCGAUUAAAGGAGCUGGAACCACAGAGAGCACACUGAUUGAGAUCUUGGCCUCCAGAUCUAACCAACAGAUCAAAGCUCUGUCUGACGCAUACCAACAAGCGACGGGGAAAGCGCUGACUUCCGAUCUGAAUUCUGAGGUGCGAGGAGACUUCGGUAAAGCUGUGAUCACUCUAGCUGAGGGCAAAAGAGACGAGAGUAAAAAUGUGGAUGCUGCUAAAGCCACUGCUGAUGCGAAGGCCCUGUAUGAGGCUGGAGAGAAAAAAAUGGGGACUGAUGAGGGCAAGUUCAUCGAGCUCCUCUGUCGCAGGAGCGUUCCUCAGCUCAGACAAACCCUGGUGGAAUAUAAGAACCUGAGCGGGAAAACCCUGCAGCAGAGCAUCGAGGGCGAGAUGUCCGGAGAUUUAGAGAACUUUUUAGUAGCUGUUGUGAAAUGUGUGAAGAGCGUCCCAGCUUACAUGGCAGAACUUCUCCAUAAGAGUAUGAAGGGUGCGGGCACUAACGAGGCCAUGCUGACUCGGAUCAUGGUGAGUCGCUCUGAGGUCGAUCUGAUGGACAUUAAGGCAGAGUAUAAAAAACUGUACGGCCGCUCGUUAUACUCCGACAUCAAGUCGGACACGUCAGGAGAUUAUGAGAAGACGCUGCUGGGGAUCUGUGGAGCGGACGAUAAGAAGCACCGCUCCUACACCUGUGCCACUAGCAUCUACUCAAGUCUGGAGCAGACCGAACUGCUCUCACCUGCACGAAGUAACGUCAGGCCACAGUUGCUGAUGCUAAUCAGCCUGACCCUCCAACAACAACAACAGUGCCAGGCCUACAUGGGUUCAGUGCAGUAUAAAACUGCGUUGAUUUCGGAAGUUGAUUCAUUCCAUACAGGAUCCGGACGUUUCCUUGGUCUAAACACCAUCCUGAAAAAGACUAACGACUGUUCAAAGCUACAACCCACCAUAUCCGCUGGAAUGUCUUCACCGUGGGAUGAUUUGAGCCUCCUUCUGGACUCCCCAGACUCAAUGUCCAACCAAAGUCGAGGAACCGUUAAGGAUAAAACGGGUUUUAAUCCACAUGAAGAUGCUGCUGCUCUGAGGAAGGCCAUCGAGGGAUUCGGCACCAAUGAGAAGGUUCUGAUCGAUAUUCUGACUCAGAGAAGCAGCGCUCAGCGUCAGCAGAUCUGUAAAGUGUACAAGGACAUAACUGGAAAGUGUCUUGUGGACGAUCUGAAGGGAGACACUGAUGGAAACUUUGAGAGGAUCCUGGUGGCUCUCGUCACUCCACCGGCUCAGUUCGACAUGCAGGAAAUUAAAAACGCAAUGCAAGGAGCUGGAACCACAGAGAGCACGCUGAUUGAGAUCUUGGCCUCCAGAUCUAACCAUCAGAUCAAAGCUCUGUCUGACGCAUACCAACAAGCGACGGGGAAAGCGCUGACUUCCGACCUGAAGUCUGAGGUGGGAGGAGACUUCUGUAAAACUCUGAUCACUCUAGCUGAGGGCAAAAGAGACGAGAGCAAAAAUGUGGACGCUGCUAAAGCCAAAGCUGAUGCGAAGGCCCUGUAUGAGGCUGGAGAGAAAAAAUGGGGGACUGAUGAGGGCAAGUUCAUCGAGAUCCUCUGUCGCAGGAGCGUUCCUCAGCUCAGACAAACCCUGGUGGAAUAUAAGAACCUGAGCGGGAAAACCCUGCAGCAGAGCAUCGAGAGCGAGAUGUCCGGAGAUUUAGAGAACGUUUUAGUAGCUGUUGUGAAAUGUGUGAAGAGCGUCCCAGCUUACAUGGCAGAACUUCUCCAUAAGAGUAUGAAGGGUGCGGGCACCAACGAUGCCAUGCUGACUCGGAUCAUGGUGAGUCGCUCUGAGAUCGAUCUGAUGGACAUCAAGGCAGAGUAUAAAAAACUGUACGGCCGCUCGUUAUACUCCGACAUCAAGUCGGACACGUCAGGAGAUUAUGAGAAGACGCUGCUGGGGAUCUGUGGAGCGGACGAUAAGGCCUGAGCUACAAGUCCACCUCAUCACCCUGAACAACACACAGGAGCAGAGAGGAAGAGACAAAAGCAGAACAUCAUCACUUUCAAAAAAAAUCACUUUCACUUUUUCUUUUUACUAAAUCAAACGCUUAAUGUUUAUAAUUACAGAUAUUACAGAAACUAUAUGACGUCUAAGAUGUGGAUGUGACUGAAGCAUUUUAAUUACUUAAAUUUUUUUACAUUGUAAAUCAAUGCUGUGUGUGUGUGUGUGUGUGUGUUUAAGCUUUGAGCGAUAUAUAUGAGAAAAGAUUCUGAAAAAUAAAACUCACUAUAAUUAAUAAUUUGCUCUGAUUGUGUUACCGCAGACGACUUAAACAAAUAAAAAUGUAGAAAAUCACAAUAACAUCAAACUAAUGAACCGCUUCGAAAUCCUUUCGUUCAGAAUCUGAAUGAAUUUACUUCAUCUUUGGUGUUGGACAGAAUAAACAGAUUUAAAAUAAAUAUCUUAUGACAUUCA
Messenger RNA from Tachysurus vachellii, 2943 nucleotides. RefSeq names its product annexin A3b (gene anxa3b). Gene Ontology annotation, cellular component: cytoplasm. The transcript has 30 exons. The record is from RefSeq and is a predicted model, not a curated record. Bases 133 to 2454 code for a protein of 773 amino acids. NCBI's taxonomy places the organism in Eukaryota, Metazoa, Chordata, Actinopteri, Siluriformes, Bagridae. Gene Ontology annotation, molecular function: phospholipase inhibitor activity; calcium-dependent phospholipid binding; calcium ion binding.